Prorocentrum cordatum is the source of this 336-nucleotide messenger RNA. The record is from the annotation of a GenBank genome assembly. Lineage: Eukaryota; Dinophyceae; Prorocentrales; Prorocentraceae.
AUGGAGGAUGGGAUCUCCGAUCUCGAGAUCGAUCGGGGUGUCCUGCGGUGCCUCCCCAACAGGUGCAGGCACGGGCGCCUUCAGCGGCCGCAGCUCGCGCUGUGCGGGGCGUGCUCGCAGCCCCUGCACGGCGUUUGCAUGCGCGCCGCCGCCGCGGUGGACUCGCGGUGCCCUCUGUGCAGGGCAGAGCUGGGCUCGGUCGGCUACGCCGUCGGCGGGGUGACGAGCCGGCCUCCCCGCAGCCGGUUCCGCGGGAGCGACCAGGAUAUCCCCCCCGGGCAUUCGGCCGCAUCCGGGACAUCAUGCUGGACAUGCAGAGCCUGGGCAGGGGGAUAG